Messenger RNA from Xenia sp. Carnegie-2017, 1506 nucleotides. RefSeq lists its product as uncharacterized. Lineage: Eukaryota; Metazoa; Cnidaria; Anthozoa; Malacalcyonacea; Xeniidae. The coding region runs from base 126 to 1208 and encodes 360 amino acids. The record is from RefSeq and is a predicted model, not a curated record. The transcript is spliced from 9 exons.
AGACCGUUCCCUUUCGUCAAAGGACGAAGGUGAAAAUAGAAAGACAAUUAGACAUGCGUUUUGGCUUAUUUAUAACAACAAAAGAGUAUUAUAGAUUCUCAGGUGUUAAAUGUCAUAUUUGAGAGAUGCGACGGUUAAUAUUUCUUCAUAUUCUUGGAUUUUUAUUUUAUAAAUGCGAUGGAACAAGAGUAAUGCCAACGGUAAUCUGGGAUUAUAAUAAUGGCUUAUUGUCAUGCAAGUAUAAUUGGCUAAACAGCUUAAGAGCUGAUAAAAUGCUAACGAUGAAUGAAGUCUACGAUCAUAUUCACUUCGUCUGCCCUACACCAAGUAUAAAUGUGAAAAUGCUGGCAUCCUCACGACCUGGAACGCGCAUGAAUUAUAAUGUCUUCAUGAGAAAGUGGUCGGGUGAAAAAGAUGAAAAUGGAUUGAGAAAAUUGAGAGACCUACUGGAAAAUGGAACGUUUUGUGAUCCUAGACAUAGUGAAACCAAGGCGCUAUACACGUGCAGAAAUGGUAAUGAAGGACAGUCAAUUACUAUAAACUUUACACCGCAAGAGAAAUUUUAUGAAAAUCAAUUGAUUGUUUUUUUUAACAAUGAAGAAGAUGGCAACGUUCAGAGCCUUUCAUCGCAGAAAAAGAAAUGUGCAAUGGCUUUUAUAACUCUACUGACGUGGAGAAUUGAUGCUAAAUACGAUAUGACAUAUAGCAAGAUCACAAAUAUUUCGGAUCCAAGAUGUAAAAGUGUAACCUUAGAUCGUCCAACACCAAAACCUUCUACAAUGUCAACUACUCAAAACACGACAAAAACUACCCCAUCAAUUACAACGAACAUAACAAAAUUCACCCCAUCAAUUACAACGAACACGACAAAAACUGCCCCAUCAAUUAAAACGAACACGAUGAAAAAUGUAACAACAAAAAUAAGAGAUAACACGACAACAAAACCUCCUGCAAUUCCUCGUAUUGAAAAUUUACGUUCCUCUUCUUCAGAUGGACAAUGGAAUUUUUUAUAUGGACUUUUAACCGGUGGUUUAGGCACAUUAGUUGUGGUUAUAAUCUCUUUUAUAACAUAUUACGUGAUCAAAAAGAGGGGGAAAAAAACUGAAUCGUCAAGUUCAAGCGAAAACCAAGCAAUGAAGCAAUUCCCUCCAGGUAUCGACAACAGGGGUUAUGAUAAAACGAUAUCUCGAGAUAAAGUGAUCGUUUAGACAACACACACAACAGUUGCCAAUCGAAAUUAUCACUUGUAAAGUCAUCGUACACGAAUUAACAUAAAUCACCAUUAGAAUAAACACGUCAUCAGAUACAAAAACGUAAACGAUAAAUGGUUAGAAAUCGAUGUUGAAUCAGAAUGACGUCAUCAAUAUUAAUUGUUAUAUUAAAUUAACAUAAUGUAAUAAUAAUCCAUACACUUCUUUUGCAGUCUUUUGCUACUUAUUUCACUGAACAAAUAUGUAAAUACACUGCAAUGUAAAUUAUAUACAAAUACAUAAAAAGUGUUGGGUA